Molecule: messenger RNA, 2335 nt
Organism: Pseudogymnoascus destructans
Lineage: Eukaryota; Fungi; Ascomycota; Leotiomycetes; Thelebolales; Thelebolaceae
Exons: 3
Coding region: 97-1668 (523 amino acids)
Cellular component (GO): nucleus
Molecular function (GO): chromatin DNA binding
Source: RefSeq, a predicted model, not a curated record
CCGUGACACGCCAAAUAUUCCAAGUAUAGACCGGAAGCUACUCGUUCCAUCCCAAGCUACCAGCAAUUGCCCCUCGCGUUUGCGCCUUCCGCAAAUAUGGGUAGACGGCCAGGCAGAGCGGCAGCUAAGCAAGCUGCCGUUGCCCUCAAGAACACCCCCCAGACCAUUGAAGACCCCGAAGACGAGACCAUGGCGGACGUCCCAACCUCAGACCCCGUAUCCCCCCGCGACCAUGACGACGACGACCCCGACGCAGAGGACGACGGCACCCCAGCCCCCCAGGAGUCAGAACCCCCCUCCGAAGCCGCCACGCCGCAACCCGAACCCGAGCCUGUCCCGCGCAAGCGCCGCCUCGGGCGCCCCCCCAAGAUAAAGCCCCCAGGCUGGGACACCCCUGAUGACGGCGACGCACCUGCCAGCACGCCUGCCAAGCGCGGAAGGGGACGCGGCGGCUUCGCUCGUGGAGGCGGGCGCUGGGCGAGGCGCGGGGGGCCGUCGCAUGUCACGCAGCAGCCGAUUGAUAAGGAGGGGAACAUGAUGAAUGUUGAGAACGACGAGGUGUCUCUCCCAGAGGACGCAGAGGGCGAGACGAAGGUGGAUAAGAUGGGCCAUCUGCAGGGGGAUCGCGAGUACAGGUGCCGCACGUUCACAGUGCUCGGGCGCGGACAGCGCUUAUACAUGUUAUCGACCGAACCAGCGCGCUGCGUGGGUUUCCGCGACAGUUAUCUCUUCUUCACGAAGCAUAAGCGGUUAUAUAAGAUUAUCAUCGACGACGACGAGAAGCGCGAUCUGAUUGACCGCGAACUGAUCCCGCACUCGUACAAAGGCCGUGCUAUCGGUAUUGUUACUGCGCGCUCUGUCUUCCGCGAGUUUGGCGCCCAGAUCAUCGUUGGUGGAAAGCGCGUCUAUGAUGACUAUGAGGUUGCUAAGACGAGGGCUGAGGGCGUUGUGGCGGGCGAGCUCGCGGACCCGAAUGAUGCCUUUAAAGUCGGCGAGGCGUACAACAAGAACCAGUACGUCGCCUGGCACGGCGCAAGUUCUGUGUACCACUCCGGCGCCCCGACGGUGCCUCUACAGGCUGGAAAGGCCGCAGAGUCCAAGAAGCGCCGCGUCAUGGUCAAUGAUACGAAUUGGAUGCUCGAGCACGCCCUUGAGGCUAGCCGCUUCAACUCCGCCCUCGCCGCCACCCGCCGCCGCAACCUAUCCGGCGUCUACGACCCCCACACAAACACCAUGCAAUACCCCCAAAUCAUGCAACCCACGCACGCACGCUGGGAGCCCGUCGGCCCCAUCGACGCCGCAACAGCCGGCAUGCAAGCCAUCACCGUCUCCUCCACAUCCACUCCCCCCUCCCCCACCACCGGCGACACCAUCUUCCCGCCCGUACCCCCGCAACUCGCGCGGAACUUCCUAAUCGUCGAUACCGUGUACGAGAACGCGUCGCACUCGCACCUUGGGAUACCCGGUCCGGAUGGCGGGGAUAUGGAUCUUGGGUUUAAGGGCCUGGAGGGGGUCCGAGAGGAUGUGAAGGAGCUUUUGCCGAGGGAGUGUAGGGAGGCGUUUGAGAGGGCGUUGGGGAGGGAGAGGGUGUGGAAGGGGGGGUGGGGAACGGAGGUGGAGGAUGGGAGGAGGGGGAGGUUGGUUAUUGAUAAGGGUGUUAUUUUGUAGGGGGUGCGGGUGGUUCCUAUUUGGUGGGGGCGCAUGAUGGGAUGGGCGGCGUUUGGCGUUUGAUUGGGGGUGUGGUGUGGUGGCCUGGUGGGUUUUAUGGGCUGAGAGGAUAUCGAAGUCACUUUACUCCAUCUUUUUAUGGGGUGGAGAUGGGGUUAUAAUGUAGGAAUAUAUAUUACAUCGUCUGCUCUACAUUUGGUCAACCCUACCGCCCCGUCCUUACUUACUCGCACAGCCUUGAAGGCUGGGUAUAGCAACUAAUCUCCUUUCUACAACCCCUUUUCCCCUUGCUUGCUCAACCUCUGUGGGCUGGGCUUUGCAUGGAUGGCAUCGUGUAUGUGCGCAGGGCAGGUUAUGAAACUUAGCAUCUUGCGCUAGAACUUAAGACGGAGGCAAGACAGAGGCAAGACGGAUACAAGACGGAGGCAAUACGGGUGCAAGGUGGGGGCAAGGCGGAGGCAAGACGGAUGCAAGACGGGGGCAAAUACGGAGGCAAGACGGAUGAUAUUGUGAAUUUGCGCACGAUGGAUUAUAAAAACAGGAAGCUGCGCAAAAAUGAAUGUAUGCGGAAUUCAUUAGGAAUGCAUUUCGUCAAAUCCGGCUCAAUAUACGCAAGAUGGCCCUAUAUAUAUGAUAUAACAACGAUAAUCUAGUACUAGAAUUAAAG